Sardina pilchardus (European sardine) is the source of this 3906-nucleotide messenger RNA. It is a transcript of the gene syn2a, whose product is annotated as synapsin IIa. NCBI's taxonomy places the organism in Eukaryota, Metazoa, Chordata, Actinopteri, Clupeiformes, Clupeidae. Gene Ontology annotation, cellular component: synaptic vesicle membrane; synaptic vesicle. Gene Ontology annotation, biological process: neurotransmitter secretion. Gene Ontology annotation, molecular function: ATP binding. The coding region runs from base 885 to 3032 and encodes 715 amino acids. The transcript has 15 exons. The record is from RefSeq and is a predicted model, not a curated record.
GCCAUGCCCACAGCCCACCAUGCCCGCUUUACUAGAGAACAUCAAUCAAACCAGAAUUGUUCUUGAACGAAAGGCAAAGUUUACAGGAAAGAUGGCUUCAUAAAUCAGUCUCUGUGAAGGAGGGGGUUAACAGUGCUCAGUGAGGUCCCAGGAGAGAUGUGCCGGCGCUUGUCUCUCCUUUUGCUCAGACACUAGAAAUCCCUCUUAGCCAUUUUGUCUUCUUGUCCUUUCUUCACCCUUUAGAGGACACGCAGCACAGGCAACACGCGGGUAUAGGUGGACAAAAAAACAACACAGAGCUGACUGCGGAGAAGACGUGACGCUGGUGAGGCAGCAGAGAGUGGGGGAGGGGAAGUCAGAGUGAGCGUGAGUGCGCUGUUGAGCCAAGCGGAGCAGAGCAGAGCAGGAGCGCGUGCGUGAGAGAGCGAGCGAGCGAGCGAGCGUCCGAGCGAACAGGCAUCUCUUGCAGGGAUUCAUUUGGAUGGUCGGGGGGUGGGGCUGGUGAUUGGCUGGGAGCGUGAGCAGCGUCACUCACGCAGGCAGGGGGGGAAAGCUCACGAGCGGCGAGCACGGCGUAGCAUAGUGGAGCUGGGAGGAAACCCUUUUGCACUGGGUGCUAAACCCCCCCUCACGCACGCUCCGCACACACACCCCCCAACCCUCACACAGCUGCAGCCAGGAGGGAGGUGAUCCUCUCUGCUCACGUCAAUUUUUACUCCAAGCGCUACCCAUCUGCUGCUGCUACUGCUGCUGCUGCUCUCUCUUCAGCUCUGGACGCAACCUGCUAGCCACCAUCUCCUGUGCGCUUCUUCCUUCUCCUCUCCUCCUCCUCUUCCUCUUCCUCCUUUUCAGCUGUCCGUCCAGCUCAUCACGCCGCCGCAGCCAUGAACUACCUGCGUCGCCGUCUGUCCGACAGCACCUUCAUCUCCAACCUGCCGAAUGGCUACUUGUCGGACCUCCAGAAGCCGGACCCCUCGCAGCCUCCUCCUCCCCCGCAGCCAGAGGUAUCUCUGGCACCUGCGCCUGGGGGGCAGGUCGUCGGCGGAGCACCUCCGCCCAGCACUUCCCCGGCCGUGGAGCGCAAGCCCCAGCCCCAGAUCCAGCCCCAGCCUCAGCCCAAGCCCCAGCUCCAGCCCAAGCCCCAGCCGGCGUCCCAGCCCGCCGGCACGGGGUUCUUCAGCUCCAUCACCAACGUGGUGAAGCAGACGGCCGCCUCGGCGGGACUGGUGGAGCAGACCACCGUCACGGCGCCCAAGAAGUUCAAGAUACUGCUGGUCAUCGACGAACCCACGCAGGAGUGGGCAAAAUUGUUCAGAGGGAAGAAGGUACAGGGGGAUUAUGACAUCAAAGUUGAACAGGCCCAGUUUGGUGACAUUGAUGUGGUGUCCCAUGCCAAUGGGACCUGCACUGUGGCAAUGCAGGUCUGGAGGAAUGAAACAAAGGUGAUCAGGUCAUUCAAGCCGGACUUUGUGCUCAUCCGCCAGCAUGCCUACAGUAUGACGGAGAACGAGGACUUCCGCAACCUCGUCAUUGCGCUGCAGUACGCGGGCAUCCCCAGCUUGAACUCCUUGGACUCCAUCUAUAACCUCUGUGACAAACCCUGGGCUUUUGCUCAAUUGAUUGGCGCAUACAGAAGACUUGGCCCAGAAAAGUUCCCUCUCAUUGAGCAGACGUACUAUCCAAACUACAAGGAAAUGGUUGCCAUGCCAACAUUUCCCGUUGUUGUGAAAAUUGGACACGCUCAUUCAGGAGUGGGCAAGGUGAAAGUGGACAAUCAUAGUAAAUUUCAGGAUAUUGCCAGCGUUGUGGCUCUCACAAAGACAUACACCACCUCAGAGCCUUUCAUCGAAUCCAAGUAUGACAUCAGGAUUCAGAAGAUUGGGGCCGAUUACAAGGCUUACAUGAGGACAUCUAUCUCUGGGAACUGGAAAUCAAAUACAGGCGCUGCCAUGCUCGAUCAGGUUGCCAUGACAGACAGUUAUAAGCUUUGGGUUGACACCUGUUCUGAGAUGUUCGGGGGCCUGGACAUUUGUGCAGUCAAAGCCAUCCAUGGCAAAGAUGGGAAGGAUUAUAUCACUGAGGUGGUGGGCUCCUCAAUGCCCCUGAUUGGAGAUCAUCAGGUGGAGGACAGGCAGCUGAUCUGCGACAUGGUUGUUGCUAAAAUGAACACAGAGGGAUUAACUUCUAAACUCCAAAGGCCAACUACCAUUCAGCCAUCACAGAUGCCCAUGGAGAAGGAAGUUGGGAAUGACCUGAAGAAGACGCCGACCGGGAAGCCUCCGCCUCAAGGGGGCUCCACGAUUCCCCAGGCAUCCAUUUCUCAGUAUCAACAACCAUCUUCUGGGACUUGCGCCACCGCCUUCACCAGAGACCCCGGCAGGGGGCUGAGCACACAGCCCGCAGGCCCGACAGCACAUCGACAUCCUGGGCAGGGUCAUCAUCAGCAGCAGCACUACCCUGAAGCGCAGCCUGCCAAGCCUGUGCCACCGAGACGGCGCAACUCAAAAACACAGUGCCAGUCCAGGCCCCAGGAACAACUCCCAGCCAGGGCUGCAGAACAAGGUCAAGACCAGGACAGGCGUCAAGAACAACAACAUCAACAACAACAACAACAACAACAACAACAGCGACAACAACAAGUUCAGCUCCAGCGCCAGGGACAAGUCCAGUCUGGGGCUGGAGUACAGCUCCAGUGCGGGCCUCAGGACCAGCUCUCUCCCGGGGCCCAGGACCAGCUCCCGGGUGUGGCCCAGUCGACGUCUCCCCCCCAGGCCCAGUCUCCCACACAGUCUCUGUCUCCACCUGAGCUCCUGGGUGAGGCCAAGGCCCAACCUGGCGCCAGCCAAGAGCCACAGGCCACACGGGGGAGGGCUCAAGCCCAGGGUCAUCCUCAGCUGAAUAAAUCUCAGUCGCUGAGCAAUGCUUUUGGCCUUGGAGAUAAAUCCUUCUUCCGAAUGGCCAGUGAGGAUGUGGCCAAGGGAGAAAGCAUCCGGAACCUGCGCAAGUCUUUUGCGAGCCUGUUCUCUGACUAAGGGUAUCCAAAAGAGAACGUAAUCACAAUUCACACUAAAUUUAUGCAUCAGUAUAAGCCAUAAAUGUUGAACACAAUGUUUUUUCCUUAACAGCCAUAACAGAGUUGGUGAUGCUUCACAGUGUUGAGUAGUAUAGGAUGUUUUGCACUAUUGAUUGUUGUUCUUUCUCUGAAUGUAGUCUUUACUUCUAGUUCGUAACAAAUGUACACUGUAGGCCUAUCUCACAAAAACCAAAGCCUGCCACCUCCCAUCACACACCACACAUACCAUGCAACACUUACCACAGCAUGCUAGGUGCCUAUGUUUUCAAUACACUCUUAAAAAAAGGGUUCUUGGUGUCCUACAUAGAACCAUGUGGGCUUUAAAGAACCCUUAGGGGUCCCUUUGAUUAACCCUUCAAAAUGGUUUAAGGGGCAUGAAGCAUGCAAUAGAAGCAUUUUUGGUUCUAUAUCACCUUUUUUUCUAAGAGUGUAUGCCCACUGUUUCAAUUGAACUUGUAUUUUGUAGUUUUAUUGUAUUGUACUUGAAUGUGUUUGAUUUCAGCUAAUGAAUAUCAUGCUUUUUGGUGUGAGUUAUCGGUGAAUAGUGCAACAUGUUAACAUGUGAAAACACAUGUGCUCAUUCAGGGUUGAACCUGUGGAAUAUACCUUAAGUAGGCCUAUUGUAAAAAUACGCAUCAUGAUUAGCCUAAUACUUUACUUAUAAAAUUGAUCCCAAAAAGCCUUUUAGUGUCAAACUGUCCGUAUUGCACUAAGAUAUCUUUAAUGAGUGUUGUGCUGAAUUGUGAGUAUAAUAUCGAAAUAGUUUGAGAAGCUGAUUCAAUACAUUCCUCUGUUCACGCAAACACGAAUAAACACUUACAUAACUGAAAGAA